AUGUUGCUCAAGAUCCUUCAACACGGGUGGAUGGCCAUUGUCAUUGGACCGCGUGGAGCAGGUAAACGAUCUGUGGUGCACCUCGCUGCAUAUUUGACGCAUCAGCCGAUCGUGGCGGUGGCUCUCUCGCCAUCUGCGGAUACUAUGGAGCUUCUAGGGGCUUUUGAACAGCGUGAGAACGGUGGUAUCUUCACAUGGAUUGACAGUCCUCUCGUAAAAGGUAUCAGGGAAGGUCACUGGGUCAUGCUGGAGAAUGCGCAACUUUGCAGGUUGGGUCUCAUGUUCUCUUGUUUCGCUGUUUUUUCUUGCUAA
Molecule: messenger RNA, 312 nt
Organism: Hydatigera taeniaeformis
Lineage: Eukaryota; Metazoa; Platyhelminthes; Cestoda; Cyclophyllidea; Taeniidae
Source: the annotation of a GenBank genome assembly